AUGUUCGUAGCCUCCUUGUUCGGGAUUGUGGAGGCCGUGUGGAACACGCAGAUUAGUGUUCUUUUGGGCAAUCUGUUCAACGAACACGAACCGGACGUGGCCGUCUCGUUCUCCCUGUAUCGUUGCAUACAAUCUAUCAUGGCUGCCGUCACGUUCUCCUAUUGUAAUGCUCUGCAGUUGCACUGGCAUAUGCUGCUGUUUGUUAUUUGGGCCACGGCCGGUUUGGCUUGCUUCAGCUACGCCUAUUGGUCGCACCUUCGACGAACACAUCGAAACCGUUUGGGUUAG
This is a messenger RNA of Echinostoma caproni, 288 nucleotides long. Lineage: Eukaryota; Metazoa; Platyhelminthes; Trematoda; Plagiorchiida; Echinostomatidae. The record is from the annotation of a GenBank genome assembly.